AUGUAUCCAUUGAUUGAUUCAUUAGUACAAGGAAUUGACGAACGUUUUAAUCAAGAAAGCAUUUCAAUCAUUACUGGUGUGGGGAAAAUGUUAAAAUUUGAAUUGAGCAAAGAUGACAUUAAUUUAUUGACAAAUCAUUUUGAUUUAUCAAAGGACGAAUUUGUAAGUGAAAUACAUCUUUUGAAGGCACGAAACAAAGAUGAUAUUCUUACUAAUAAAGACUGUGCAUUUUGGUUAAAAUGGUUACGAGAAAAUGGUAUUGAAACCAUUUUUUUUCAGCAUAGAAAAGUAUUAAAAGGUUUCUCUGUCAUACCAGUCACAAGUGCUUCGUGUGAAAGAGCUUUUUCGAAGCUAACACAUAUUAAAACUAAGCUACGGACGAUAAUGACUCAAGGGCGAUUGGAAAAUUUAAUGCUUCCAUAUAUUGAACAAACCAUGGCAAAAAAUGUCGACAUUAAUGAUGUGAUCGAAGAAUUUAAAAGAAUGGUCCCAUAUGAACGUCGUUUAGCUUUAUAA
Sipha flava (yellow sugarcane aphid) is the source of this 516-nucleotide messenger RNA. RefSeq lists its product as uncharacterized. NCBI's taxonomy places the organism in Eukaryota, Metazoa, Arthropoda, Insecta, Hemiptera, Aphididae. The record is from RefSeq and is a predicted model, not a curated record. Gene Ontology annotation, molecular function: protein dimerization activity. Bases 1 to 516 code for a protein of 171 amino acids. The transcript has a single exon.